Molecule: messenger RNA, 894 nt
Organism: Hippopotamus amphibius kiboko
Lineage: Eukaryota; Metazoa; Chordata; Mammalia; Artiodactyla; Hippopotamidae
Product: proline-rich protein 36-like
Exons: 2
Coding region: 1-894 (297 amino acids)
Source: RefSeq, a predicted model, not a curated record
AUGCCGGGAGGCCGCCCCCCCGCGGGCCGACGGACUGCGCCGCGCUCCCCGCGGGCCUCGAGCCGGGCGGGCGGACGAGCGGCCGCUCCGACGAGGGGAAGCGGCGAGGCGGCGGCUGAGGCGAGGGGUGGGCGGGGGGCGCAGCAGGCCCGGCAAAUCACCGCCCGGCAGCGGGGGAGGGGAACCCCCGGCCGCCCUGCUCUCGUCCGCGCGGAGGUCCCCACCGCUGCCGCGCGCUGCUCACAGGCGCCGCGUCGCCUGCCUCAUGCCGCCGCCGCCGCCGGCGGCCUCUUUGCCGGGCUCCCGGGCGCGGCGCGAGCACCGGGCCUCGCGCCUCCUCCGAAUUCCUCCUCGGGCAGCGACCGCAAACACGAUCUUAUUAUUGUACACGGCCGGCUUUCGUGCAGAAACAGAGCGCGCCGGCCCGGCUGCUCGGCGGGCAGGCGGGCGGUGGGUGCGUCCUCCCCCAGCACCGAAGCCCGCGCCGGGCGGGCGGGAGCGCCUACUCCGGGGGCCGCCUGCUGCCCGCUCUCUUUUGUUCUUGGCCCGGAGCUGCUAGCCGCAGCCCAGCCAAUCACCACCACCUGGCCGCCCCCCUCCCCACCCGUCCGCGCCACAUCGAGGGCGCUCACACCGGCGCCCCCAGCCCCACGGCCACCUCCUGCUGACUGGUCUCCCGUCCGGCUGCCCGCCGCGGGCCGCUUCCGCGAGUGCUCUCGGGUGAGUGAGGCACAAAGGCGCUCCAGGCCGGGGGCCGGCCGCGCGAGGGGACCCGCUACCCAGAGCAUCAGGCUGCUGGCAAGAGCACCGCUCUGGAGUCAGCGACCUUGUUGGGGUCUCACCCUAGGCCUGCCCUUCACGGUGCGGUGUGACCUACCCAGGGCAAGCUAUUAA